This is a messenger RNA of Patiria miniata (bat star), 1303 nucleotides long. RefSeq lists its product as uncharacterized. The record is from RefSeq and is a predicted model, not a curated record. Lineage: Eukaryota; Metazoa; Echinodermata; Asteroidea; Valvatida; Asterinidae. Bases 137 to 808 code for a protein of 223 amino acids. The transcript has 6 exons.
UUACAUAGGAAGUACAAUUUUCAUGUUUUGUAUAUUGCAGCUGUGUCACGUGAGUGAUCACGACCUGAUUGGCCUUAAAAAAUAAAAGUCAAGAAAACCGUGAUUUCGGCAGGAUCGCUGAAGUUGACUUGUCGCCAUGGGGAUCGGCAACAUUCUCAUGCUGUUCCAGGUGACGACCUAUCUCCUGUGCACCAUUUUCUCCUUCUUUGUGUUUGCGCCCAUGGCCGUCAACAAAAAUGGAGACUUCUUGGGGAACUGCCUGCUGUUUGCGACUGGCAGCAUAGUUCAAGAACAAAUAGUAAUCAGUUCCUGGGGCCCGGCUGGCGGCUGUAAUUUUGCCAUUGCUGUCGGCGUGUUUGCCAUGCUGGUGUCCAUUGCCCAGCUCGUCAGGUUGUCCUUUCACGUUUACUACGAGACGGAUAGUUCAUUUCUCGGUGCGUUUGUGACACUCAUCAUCAAUGCCGUCAUGACAAUCAUGGUAUUUGCCUCAGCGAUCAACGUAACGCGAGGUUACAGUGUUUGGUGUCAGCUUAUCAACCAAGUAUCUGGUUGCUCAGUGGCUGGGAUUAUUCCGGAGAUUUGGACGCUCGUAGUGUACAACUCUGGCCCCAAUUUUAAACCCGACAACUACGCUGUGGAGAUUGGCAUGGUGAUGUUCGGUCUGUGGACGGAGUUGCUGCUGUGGAUCGUCAUCUGCAUCUACUCUGUAGUCAAGCUGGUCAAGUAUCACCAGCAGGAGCACAUCUUCCGCAGCCUGGGCAGGGAACGGGAGAGACUUAUCGGCAGAUACACUCAGCCAGACUUCUAAGACAGGUUUGUCUUGUCAGACUGCGCACACAUGAUAUGAGACAGUUCUAAGGAUGGGACUUUUGCGUUUAAUGUCGUAAACGUUUAGCAAAUCUAUUAAGCAGCGUUUAAACGUUUAGCCACUUCAGAAAGGCUGCUGCCUGCCCCAGUAUAUAAAUGUUUGCACUUGAGCAUGUUAGUAUACUUGAAUAUACAUUACCGACCUCCAAUCUACAAAAGGUUUGUAAUGGACUGUAUUUUUAACUUUGGACAUAAAAUUGGUUGAAAGACAUCCUCUAUGUUUUUGAUGAAAUGCAUGUAUUAGUUGGAGGGCAGAUAGAGUGAAAUUAUGUCACUUCUUAUAAAGUGGGUGUUGUUUAAACAUUUUGAAAAGAACUUGGAAUUUUUAUCGUACAACAAACGUUUAAACGUGUAGACGUCACAUCUCUAGACAAUUCCCUCAGCAGUGUAGCGAAUCAAUAGCAAGGCAAUCACAAGUCAAUCACAAGUCAAUCAC